CCAUUUCAGAGAAUCAUCAAGAAGAAAAACCAAAAUGGAUGACCGGAAAGAGCUCCAAGAUCAUCUUGCUCAACCCCUUUUGAUCAGCAACAACAAUGAGGAAAUAAUUUCCAAGAAUAUUCCGAGGCGUUUCGAUUUCGAUUUUUGGGAAGCCAAAGAAGAGGUGAAGAGACUAGGAGGAUUGGCAGUGCCACUUGUUGUGGUGAGCUUUCUUCAGUACAGUAUGCAGAUGAUAUCAUUGAUGUUUGUUGGGCAUCUUGGUGAGCUCUCACUUUCCAGUGCUUCCAUGGCCACUUCUUUUGCUGGAGUUACAGGAUUUAACCUCAUGCUAGGAAUGGGAGGGGCACUAGAAACAUUAUGCGGGCAAGCAUAUGGAGCAAAACAAUACUACAUUCUUGGCAUACAUUUGCAAAGAGCUGUACUUGUUCUCUUCCUCACUAGCAUCCCCAUUGCAAUUAUUUGGAUGAACACAACAGAUAUUUUCCUUCUUUUCGGCCAAGAUCAACACAUUUCCUUGCACGCCGGGACAUAUGCUCGUUGGCUAAUCCCUAGCCUCUUUCCUUACGCGGCCCUCCAAUGUCAAUUCCGGUUCUUACAGACACAAAAGCUCGUGACGCCGUUGAUUGUGAGCACCGGUUUCACAAGCAUAAUUCAUGUCGUUUCUUGUUGGUUGUUGGUUUUCCGGCUUGAAUUUGGGAACAAAGGUGCCGCGCUCUCCAAUGCUAUCUCGUAUUGGAUCAAUGUUGUGAUUUUGGGGGCUUAUAUAAAAUUCUCACCAUUGUGCCAAAAGACUUGGACUGGAAUUUCUAAGGAAGGGUUUAAAGAUAUUCCUGCAUUUGUAUCAUUGGCCAUUCCUUCAGCCCUUAUGACUUGCUUGGAAAUGUGGGCAUACGAGAUAUUGGUUCUCAUGUCAGGCUUUCUUCCUAAUCCCAAGCUUGAGACAUCAAUGAUGUCCAUAAGCCUCAAUACAAGUUCAGUGGUCUUCAGAAUUCCUUAUGGUUUUGGUAGUGCAGUAAGCACAAGGGUGUCGAAUGAAUUAGGUGCCGGAAACCCGAAGGCUGCGAAAAUCACGGCCCAAGUCGUGCUGUUUCUUGUUGUUGUUGAAGGGCUUUUGAUUGCUUUGGUUUCAAUGGCAGUCAGGGGUUCAUGGGGAUAUUUAUACUCAAAUGAACAAGAAGUAGUCAGAUACAUGUCUGCCGUAAUGCCUGUUCUCACUUUAUCAAAUUUCAUGGAUGGAAUUCAGGCAGCAAUGUCAGGUGUUGCAAGGGGAUGUGGAUGGCAGAAGAUUGGAGCUCUGGUAAACCUGGGAUCUUAUUAUCUUGUUGGUCUUCCUACAGCAAUUGUCUUGACAUUUGUCUAUCACUAUGGUGGAAAGGGCCUUUGGAUGGGAAUCAUAAGUGGGAGUGGACUGCAGGCAAUUUUGCUUCUUACUAUAGCAUUUCGUACAAACUGGAAGCAACAAAUUAUUGAUGCAAAGCGCAGACUAUACCAUUCCAGUAUUCCGGUAACGCAGAUUUCAUAAAGGAUAUACAAUUUUUUUUAAGGGUGCACAGCAUAUAUUUGCACAUUUUGAUAAAAGAAAUAAAGCAAGAGUUUAUUUAAGAUUUUCUUAUGCAUAUUGAGGAUCUAUCUUAGGCUUGUUUCAUAGUGUUUAACGGAGUUGUGUACCCAUAGGGACAUAUAUAGUAUAUAAUUAUGGUGGUUUUUUUCAUCCUUCUUUUUUCAUUCUUGAAACAGUUACUUAUUUGGUGAUAAUAACCUAUGUAAACAGUGUGCAUAUUUGGUGAUGAUUAAAUAUUUGUAAAAUACAAAGAAAUGUAAGAUAGAG
This is a messenger RNA of Oldenlandia corymbosa var. corymbosa, 1828 nucleotides long. The record is from the annotation of a GenBank genome assembly. NCBI's taxonomy places the organism in Eukaryota, Viridiplantae, Streptophyta, Magnoliopsida, Gentianales, Rubiaceae.